Messenger RNA from Dioscorea cayenensis subsp. rotundata (Guinea yam), 3123 nucleotides. Its product is annotated as phospholipase D alpha 1-like. Gene Ontology annotation, cellular component: plasma membrane. Gene Ontology annotation, biological process: phospholipid catabolic process; phosphatidylcholine metabolic process. NCBI's taxonomy places the organism in Eukaryota, Viridiplantae, Streptophyta, Magnoliopsida, Dioscoreales, Dioscoreaceae. Gene Ontology annotation, molecular function: D-type glycerophospholipase activity; calcium ion binding. The coding region runs from base 469 to 2907 and encodes 812 amino acids. The record is from RefSeq and is a predicted model, not a curated record. The transcript has 3 exons.
CCAUGAUGAAUUCAUGAUGGGUUAUUGCGUUACAUAUAUAGUGUCGUGGAAGAAUAAUUGAGAAGAGUGGUGUGCGUGUGUGUGAAUUGUGGCUUGCUUUCCUACUCCACUCCUUCUCCCGCUUCUGGAUCAAUCCUGUCCAGUCCCUAUUCCACUCAUGACUCAACCAAGGUUCUCAACUGAAUAGUGGCCUUCCUUGUCUAUGCUGUCACUUAAUUCCACUAGUUAGUUAAUUAGUUCACACUUGAGCCCACUAACCCGGCCUCUUCGAUUCCAUAGUCUUUAUAUUCAGUCAUUGGUUUUCUGUUUUCUUCCAACCUAGGUUCUUUGCUUUUACUAUAUAUACGUACUUGACCUACAUAUAUAUAUAUAUAUAUAUAUUUUAGUAUUCGGUACAUAUAUAGGACAAGAAGGCAAAUAAGCCCAAAAGAAUAGAGCGGUACGUAGACAGGUUAGGGAUCAGCUGGGAUGGCUCAGAUCUUGCUGCAUGGGAACUUGCACGUCACCAUCUUUGAGGCUCACUUGAUCACCAAAGCCGGCGGAGCUUCUGGUUCCACUGCCGGGUUUCUUGAGCAGCUUGUUGAAGGAAUUGAGAAUGCUAUUGGCAUUGCCGAGGAGCCUAGUAAAGUUUAUGCAACUAUCGAUCUCGAUAAGGCAAGAGUUGGUCACACUAGACGGAUUUCAAAUGAACCAGAAAAUCCACGUUGGCAUGAAGCUUUCCAAAUCUACUGCGCUCAUUCUGCAGCCAAUGUCAUCUUCACUGUGAAGUGUGACAUGGUUGUAGAUGCAUCACUGUUUGGACGUGCUCAUCUGCCUGUGGAACAGAUCAUUAAUGGCACGGAAGUGGAAAGAUGGCUUGAGAUCUGUGAUCAAAAACACAAUCCAAUUGGCAGUUCAAAGAUUCAUGUGAAAGUGCAGUACUUUGAUGUUUCAAAAGACAGAAGUUGGAGUAGAGGAAUUCAAAGUUCUAAAUUCCCUGGUGUUCCUUAUACAUUUUUCCAACAGAGGCAGGGUUGCAAGGUUUCUUUGUAUCAAGAUGUGCAUGUCUCUGACAACUUCAUCCCCAAAAUACCCCUUGCUGAUGGCAAAUAUUAUGAGCCACAUAGAUGUUGGGAGGAUAUUUUUGAUGCCAUCACUAAUGCGCAGCAUUUGAUCUAUAUUGCUGGAUGGUCUGUCUAUACAGAGAUCACAUUGAUAAGGGACUCUAGAAGGCCAAGACCCGGAGGAGAUGCCACACUUGGUGAGUUACUUAAGAAGAAGGCUACUGAAGGUGUUAGAGUCCUUAUGCUUGUUUGGAAUGAUAAAACUUCUGGAGGUUUGUUUGGUAAAGAGGGUCACAUGGAAACUCAUGAUGAAGAUACUGCAGAUUAUUUCCGAGGCACAGAUGUUCACUGUGUUCUGUGUGAAAGAAAUGCUGAUGGAGGAGACAUUGUUGAGAAUCUGGAGAAAUCCUUCAUAUUCACUCAUCAUCAAAAGAUUGUUGUGGUAGAUCAAGAGAUGCCUAAGAAGACUUCUCUGCGGAGGAGAAUUGUGAGUUUUGUUGGGGGUAUUGACCUCUGUGAUGGAAGAUAUGAUACACAGUUUCAUUCUCUGUUCAGAACUUUGGAUACAGCUCAUCAUGAUGAUUUCCACCAGAUUAACUUUGCUGGUGCAUCUAUCAAAAAAGGUGGACCAAGAGAGCCAUGGCAUGACAUUCAUUCAAGACUUGAAGGUCCAGUUGCAUGGGAUGUUUUGUUCAACUUUGAACAGAGAUGGAGGAAACAGGGUGGUGGUGAGGAUCUGCUUGUUCACAUCAGGGAUCUGGAGAACAUCAUCAUUCCUCCUUCUCCUGUUUUGUUUCCAGAAGAUAGGGAAACAUGGAAUGUUCAGCUAUUUAGAUCAAUUGAUGCAGGUGCUGCCUAUGGUUUUCCUGAGACACCAGAAGGUGCAGCUAGAGCAGGGUUGAUAAGCGGAAAAGACCAGAUCAUAGACCGGAGCAUUCAAGAUGCUUAUAUCAAUGCCAUUCGCCGGGCGAAAAAUUUUAUUUACAUUGAAAACCAGUACUUCCUUGGUAGCUCCUUUGGGUGGAAAGCAGAUGGCAUUGAGCCGGAAGAGAUUGGAGCAUUGCAUUUGAUUCCUAAGGAGCUAUCUUUGAAGAUUGUCAGCAAGAUUGAAGCUGGUGAACGUUUUACUGUUUAUGUUGUUAUUCCAAUGUGGCCAGAGGGAGAACCUGAGGGUGGUUCAGUUCAGGCAAUUCUGGAUUGGCAGCGAAGGACAAUGGAGAUGAUGUAUACUGAUAUUGUUGAAGCUCUGAAAGCGAAGAACAUCACGGCGAAUCCUAAAGAUUAUUUGAGCUUCUUUUGCUUAGGAAAUCGGGAAGUAAAGAAGAAUGGAGAGUACACACCUGAGGAGCAACCCGAGCCUGAUACAGAUUAUAGCAGGGCUCAGCAGGCCAGAAGGUUUAUGAUCUAUGUCCACGCAAAGCUGAUGAUUGUUGAUGAUGAGUACAUAAUCAUUGGCUCAGCUAACAUCAAUCAGAGGUCAAUGGAUGGAGCCAGGGACUCAGAGAUUGCCAUGGGUGCAUACCAGCCUUACCAUCUAUCAACCAAGCAGCCUGCCAGGGGACAUAUCCAUGGUUUCCGGAUGGCUUUGUGGUAUGAACACCUGGGGAUGCUGGAUGAAGUUUUCCUCCAGCCAGAGAGCCUGGAUUGUGUGCACAAGGUGAAUGCCACCGCGCAAAAGUAUUGGGAUAUUUACACUAGUGAUACACUAGAACAUGACCUCCCGGGCCAUCUGCUAAGUUACCCAGUUGCAGUUACUAAUGAAGGUGCCAUCACAGAGUUGCCUGGUAUGGAGUGCUUCCCAGACACUAAGGGCCGUGUUCUUGGGACCCAGAGUGACUACCUUCCCGCCAUCCUCACAACAUAACUGCAAUUUCUUUCCAUUCAUCAGAGCAUAUGCUAGAUAGCAGCAUGGUUUGGGAAUAAAUUGCAUGCUGUAUUUGGCGAUCUAGUUUAAUCUGAGUGACUUUUUAAGGUCUUGAUGUCGCAUUUUCCCAUUGAUGUUACUGUUUAUUGUGGGAUCAGUGGUUAUUCCAUUCUUCAAUGCAAGCAAUGCCAAGUGAUCAGUCUCGUUCACUAUAAA